AAGAAGUGUAAUUACGCAAAAGAGAUAAAAGGGCAAAAUCCCCUCCAGAUCAAAUCUUCAGUAGUAGUCUAGACCCUCAAUAAAAGUUCGAUCCGAUCGAUUUUAGUUGCAUAAACCCCAAUCAACAACGCUCAUGACAGUAAUAGAAGUGGAAGCGCCGAGCCCAAUGAGGUACAUGAUGGGAGCAGCUGUAAUGAUGAUCGGAGUUGUAUUGCCGCUUGCUUAUAUGAUGUUUAGGAACAAGCGUGUUCCUUCCUCUUCUUCUUACGCUAAACAGACGUAGGUAUCUCCCUUUCUCUUAUU
Nicotiana tabacum (common tobacco) is the source of this 303-nucleotide messenger RNA. The record is from RefSeq and is a predicted model, not a curated record. NCBI's taxonomy places the organism in Eukaryota, Viridiplantae, Streptophyta, Magnoliopsida, Solanales, Solanaceae.